Westerdykella ornata is the source of this 2650-nucleotide messenger RNA. RefSeq lists its product as uncharacterized. Gene Ontology annotation, cellular component: membrane. The transcript has a single exon. Bases 271 to 2325 code for a protein of 684 amino acids. The record is from RefSeq and is a predicted model, not a curated record. NCBI's taxonomy places the organism in Eukaryota, Fungi, Ascomycota, Dothideomycetes, Pleosporales, Sporormiaceae.
AUGAUGCUUUCAUGGUUGACAGGCGGCAACCUCAUGUUCAACAACGAAACAGGUCCGCUUCUGGCGCAGAGCUAUUGAGGGAUCCGUCGACCUGCUCCCUCCCACUCCGUAACUACCAUCUCGAACCGCAUACUUCGACCUUUCCUCUACUCAACCCACAUAUACUACCACCUCCGUUCCAUCGUACGAUCAAACGAGCUCUUAGACCUGACCUCCUCCAUUGCUACGCCCCUCAAUGUUCAGCAGCAUCCCGCUCCCGCCGCCGCCGCGAUGACCUCCUCCCCCGCCGGCGCAACGGCCUUCUUCGUCCUCGCCCUCCUCACCAUAUGCGCCCUCGUUCUCCUCCUCUUGCGGUAUUACAUUCCUCUCCGCUCGACCCCCGCAUAUGUCACCAUUCCCGUAUUCCUUUCGAUCGCCCUGCCCGCCAGCAUCGUUCUCCUUGUCCCCAUAGAUCUCGCCAGUAGCGCGGGCACCGACACGGACGGCGGCAGAGGGAUAUGGCUCUCAGACAAGGUGGUAUACAAGUCGUGGCGCGUGGCCUACUGGUUGACGUUUGCGCUGACCUGGGUCAUCCUGCCGUACUUGGGAGAGUACUGCGAUUCGGGGUACCGGGAGCCCAAGGAUCGCUUCUUGUAUGCCGUUCGGAGUAAUGGGCGGUAUCAGCUUAUGAUGCUGGGUUCCUCGGUUGUGGGUGCGAUAUACAUCUUGUGGCAGCAUGGGUUCCACUUUGAUAGCUUCAAGGGGCUGGUCAUGGCACUGGCAUAUGCGUGGGGUUUGGUGUUGGCCAUUUAUCUCAUGGGACAUGGACUUGUAGCCUUUCCGAGGACGCUGUUUCGCUAUGCGAAUAUCAGCCAGAGGUUGAAGAGGAUACAGAGCCAAGCGCCGAAGAUCCACGACAAGUUGACGGAGGCGAUUGAGAAGCUGGAUCAAUACGAGCAUCAGGUGGUGCAGUUGAAACAGAGGAAAACUGGCACAGCGAGGGAGUUCCAGGAGUGGAUUGAAGAGUUGGGCGAGACGGACCACUUGCAGGAAAGCCAGCUGGGACUGCUUCGGCAGAACAGUGCAACAACGGUGCCUCCAGUCAUAACAGCAAGAUAUCUGGCGGAGUUGACGAGGAAGUUGAAGAGAGCAAGGCAUGCGCGAUUGAGAUUCUCAGCGGAGUGGGAUCAUCUUGUUGCAAAGGCCGUAAAGACACAGGCGAUCCUCGAUUCGAAAGCUUCCAAGAGACUGGAGUUUUCGAAUUCACCCUUCGAGACACAACGGGAGGGGUUACUGGCGCGAUACACGUGGCUUACACCAUACACACGGUACCAUCUGCAUGUCCAUAUCAUUCCAGCGCUAUACUAUCUGGGUUCCGCCAUCACGGUACUGGCCUCUGCAUCCAUCGUUUGGUCCGAAUGCGUGCGGUCAUUAGAGCCUAAGCUCUCCGUCAUUGGCCUCACAGUCAUACAUCACCCGCCCUCCUCACGAGGCCAAAUCGGUUUCGGCGGCCAAGUCAUCGCCGCAGCCUGGCUGUGCUACAUGUGCAUCUGCGCCUUCUUCUCCAUGACCGAAGUCAAAGUCUGGGGCAAUCGCGCGCUGGUCAAACGUCACACCUACCUCGAAUCCGCGACCUGGUACGCUCUGCAGGUUGCAAAGCUUACAGUCCCUCUGGCGUAUAAUUUCAUCACGUUUACGCCGCCCGUGAUCUACAAGGAUACCAGUUUCCAUCGUUUCCUGGGACGGUUGAUCGACUUGACACCGCUGGGGAAGAACUUCUCCGACUAUUUUCCUACAUUCAUCCUUGUGCCUGUUCUCGCGAGCCUUUUCGGCUUGUACGGAAAAGUAAAGAAUAUCUGUGGUUUCGGCGAUCUAUUAGAAGACGACGAGGAGGACGAAGGAAGCGCCUAUGGCACCGGAAGCUGGAGGGAAGGUCGCGCACUCAUCGACCGGGAAUUGCACGGCGGGAACGGGAAUCUGCUCGGUCUCUCGCGGCGCGGGGCAUCGGCUCUGCCGCCGGAAGACCGGUAUUCAGACGAUCCAGCGACCUCUUCAUCACGACGGGGUCCAGGUGCAGCAGGUGCUUCGCGGCCGCAGCUGGAUCGGGGGAGGAGGCGAGCACCGCUGCCGGUGGACGAGGACGAGGAUGGGAACUUCUUCUCGGAUUUUGCGACUCGCGUGAGGAAUACGUUUGAGACGGCGGAUUUUGGAUUCACGAGGCCGAGGUGGAUGGCGGGUGGGGAUGAGGCGCGAGGGAGUGGUGGUGGCCGUGGUGGUAAUGGCAGGAAUGAGGGUUGGAGAGCGCUGUUCGGUGGGAGGGGGGAUGAGGGGAGGGUGAGGUUGUAGGAUCGUACUUCUGGAUUCGUUCAUUGUUUGAGAAAGAAAGGUAUCGCUCGGGUGGUAUUAUCAUAAUUGCUUGGGAGAGGUGCUCAUGGUGUUGUACAGUAAUUGGCAUGGCAGGGCAUCUCAUGGCAUGGUAUGGUUUGGCGUAUGAAAAUGGUUCUCCUCUCUUCCCUCUCUGCUUUUUGCAUUGGAGUUGCUUCGGACCUAUCUGAUGUUGUUCGUUGCGACUUUGGUACGACUUUUUUGUUAAACAAGGGACGCGAUACUACGGCGCUAUCCUAUGUGAGCGACAUUACUUUAUUAGACAAUAUCAUCGAUCAUGAGCGCG